CAGAAUUUAGAGAGGGAACUCAAGCCACAACCACACUCCUUCCCCAUUCCCCACUCUCUCUGCCAUUUUCUUUUUUUUUUGGUCAGAAAAAAAAUAAAAACAAACAAACAUGGCCAUCACUCUGUUUCUCUGCACUCUCCGGCGCUCUCUUCUAACCUACGCUCCCUAUGCGCACUCCUCCUCCUUCCCCCUUAACCUAAACCCCCCCAAACCUCACUACUCCUACUACUAUCAUUAACCACUGCAAAGCUCAAAACCAUUUAUUUUUUCGACCUUUUUAAUUAAUGGCUUUCGUUGCUUUUUUCUUCUCCUUCCUCGUGGUGGUGCUCUGCGCACCCUUUUUAUUAUCGUGCGCCGGCGUCGCCCAACAGGGCGCCGAUACUCGAGCCGAGAUCGACGCGCUCGUUUCCUUUAGGAUUAACCUUCAUGACCCGCUCGGCGCGCUCAGCGGCUGGGACGGUGGUACGCCUUCGGCUCCGUGUGACUGGCGAGGCGUGGGGUGUACCGAUAACAGAGUCACCGAGCUCCGCUUGCCUCGGCUUCAACUCGGUGGCCGGCUCAGUGAUCAUAUCGGUAACCUUCGGAUGCUCCAGAAGCUGAGUCUUCGUUCUAACUCGUUUAACGGUUCGAUUCCUUCGUCUAUCUCCAAAUGCACGCUUCUCCGGUCGUUGUUCUUGCAGUAUAACUCUUUCUCCGGUAAUAUACCGCCGGAGAUCGGGAAUCUUACUGGUCUUCAAAUCCUUAACGUCGCGCAGAACCACCUUUCCGGCGACAUUCCCGGUUAUCUCCCGCCGGCGCUUAAGUAUCUGGAUCUUUCCUCCAAUGGUUUCUCCGGUGAUAUUCCGAGAAGCGUCUCGAACUUAACGGAGGUUCAGCUAGUCAACCUCUCUUACAAUCAGUUCGCCGGAGAGAUUCCAGCGAGUUUUGGCGAGCUCCAAGAGCUUCAGUAUCUUUGGCUGGAUUACAAUCUCUUGGUAGGUACUUUGCCGUCUGCGCUAGCUAAUUGCUCCUCGCUCAUGCAUUUGAGCGUCGAGGGAAAUGCGCUCGGCGGAGUGAUUCCGGCAGCCAUUGGAGCUCUGCCGAAGCUUCAGGUUCUCUCUCUCUCGCUUAAUAUUCUCUCUGGUUCAGUCCCGUCUUCAAUGUUUUGCAAUGUGUCUGUCUAUACGGCGUCGCUUCGAAUCGUUCAGCUAGGGUUUAAUGCGUUCACGGACAUUAUUGGUCCCCAAAAUGGGAAAUGCUUUAGUAGUCUUCAAGUUCUCGAUCUUCAACACAAUCGAAUACAUGGAGAGUUUCCUUCCUGGUUAGGCCAAGUGGUAACCUUAACAAGGCUAGAUUUUUCUGGUAACUCUUUCUCUGGUUUGAUUCCGCCUGGGAUUGGGAACAUGUCAAGGUUGGAAGAGCUAAAGUUGACCAAUAAUUCUUUUAGUGGUGAUGUUCCGGCUGGUAUCGAGAAAUGUAGCUCAUUGCGGGUUCUUGAUCUCGAAGGGAAUCGCUUCACUGGCGAUAUCCCUGUAUUUUUGGGAGCUUUAGCGGGCUUGAGAAUUUUAGCUCUUGGGGAGAAUCACUUUUCGGGUUCCAUUCCGGGGAGUUUUCGUAAUCUUUCAGGGCUGGAGACUUUGAGUUUGAGAAGCAAUUUGUUGACCGGCGCAAUGCCGGAGGAGCUGGUGGAUUUGAGCAAUUUGACUUCAUUGGAUCUCAGUGGGAACAAGUUUUCAGGGGAAGUUGCUAAGAGUAUAGGAAAUCUGAGCCGGUUAAAGGUUCUGAAUCUGAGUGGGAAUGGCUUUUCUGGCAGGGUCCCAGCUAGCGUGGGCAAUCUUUUCAGGCUGACUACUCUGGACUUGAGCAAACAAAACCUCUCUGGGGAAUUGCCAUUUGAGCUCUCUGGUUUGCCCAACCUGCAAGUUAUUGCAUUGGAGGAGAACAAGUUGUCUGGGGAUGUUCCUGAAGGUUUCAGUAGCUUGUUGAGUCUAAGAUUCUUGAACCUCAGCUCCAAUGCCUUCUCAGGUCAUAUUCCAUCAAACUAUGGUUUUCUUCGGUCUUUAGUUGUUCUCUCAUUGUCAGAUAAUCACAUUUCCGGAAUGAUUACACCAGAACUUGGUAAUUGUUCUGGCCUUGAAGUUUUAGAGCUAAAAUCGAAUUCUUUCACAGGACACAUUCCGGCUGAUCUGUCACGGCUUACACAUUUGCUUGAGCUCGAUUUGGGUGGUAACAAUUUAACAGGAGAAAUUCCAGAGGAAAUCUCAAAAUGCUCAUCUUUAAAAGCUCUGCGACUAAACUCUAAUACGCUUUCAGGUGGCAUACCGUCAUCAUUGGCCCAGUUAUCAAAUCUAACAACGUUGGAUCUCUCUUCUAACAACUUGAGUGGAAAGAUUCCACCUAAUCUGUCAUUGCUUACUGGUUUGGUAAGCUUCAAUGUUUCGAGAAACAAUCUUGAAGGUGAGAUUCCGGUAACGCUGGGGUCUAGAAUCAACAAUCCAUCAGCGUUUUCUGAUAACCAGCGCUUGUGUGGAAAGCCAUUAGACAAGAAAUGUGAGAACGUAGUUGAUAAAGAUAGAAAGAAGAGGCUAAUUUUGUUAGUUGUAGUGGCCGCCAGUGGAGCUUGCUUACUGGCGUUGUGUUGUUGCUUCUACAUUUUCAGCCUCUUGAGAUGGCGGAAAAAACUCAAACAAAAGGCAUCAGGGGAGAAGAAAAGGAGUCCGGCGAGAGCCAGUUCAGGUGCCAGUGGAGGCAGAGGAAGCACUGACAGUGGCGGGCCGAAACUAACCAUGUUCAACACCAAGAUCACAUUAGCGGAGACAGUUGAGGCAACUAGGCAAUUCGAUGAAGAAAAUGUACUAAGCAGAACACGUUAUGGAUUGGCAUUCAAGGCCUGUUACAACGACGGAAUGGUACUUGCUAUUCGGCGUCUACCCGAUGGAGCUCUAGACGAGAACAUGUUCCGAAAAGAGGCCGAUGCACUUGGCCGGGUUCGGCACCGUAACCUCACUGUUCUCCGAGGCUACUAUGCCGGACCACCAGACUUGAGGCUCUUGGUAUAUGACUACAUGCCAAAUGGCAACCUCGCCACACUCCUCCAAGAAGCAUCUCACCAAGACGGUCAUGUCCUAAAUUGGCCAAUGCGCCACCUCAUUGCACUCGGGAUCGCCAGAGGCUUAGCCUUUCUCCACACAUCGACGAUAGUCCACGGCGACGUGAAGCCACAAAACGUCCUAUUCGACGCAGAUUUCGAAGCCCAUUUAUCAGAUUUCGGCCUCGAACGUCUCACUCUCCCCACCCCAGCCGAGGCCUCCACAUCAACCACGGUCGGCACUUUGGGGUACGUCUCGCCGGAAGCUGUGUUAACAGGGGAACUAAGCAAAGAAUCCGACGUGUACAGCUUUGGUAUCGUCUUGCUCGAACUACUCACCGGAAAAAGACCAGUGAUGUUCACUCAAGACGAAGAAGACAUAGUCAAAUGGGUCAAGAAACAACUCCAAAAGGGUCAAAUCACGGAGUUAUUAGAACCGGGUCUGCUUGAACUCGACCCCGAAUCAUCAGAAUGGGAAGAGUUCUUGCUCGGAGUCAAAGUCGGGUUACUCUGCACAGCUCCGGAUCCUCUAGACCGACCCACCAUGUCCGAUAUCGUCUUCAUGCUAGAAGGUUGCCGGGUCGGACCCGACAUCCCAUCUUCCGCCGACCCGACUUCUCAACCGUCGCCGGCGUAACCUGAAACUUUCCGUUUCCCAAAACCCACCUUAACCGAAUCAUUAUUAUUAUUUUUUUUUUCCUUUUUUUUUGUUAAAUCAUUUUUAAUUUAAUUUCGUUUGUUCACUUUUGGUUAACUGUAGUUUUGGUUUUUA
Molecule: messenger RNA, 3839 nt
Organism: Humulus lupulus (European hop)
Lineage: Eukaryota; Viridiplantae; Streptophyta; Magnoliopsida; Rosales; Cannabaceae
Product: probable LRR receptor-like serine/threonine-protein kinase At4g36180
Exons: 1
Coding region: 285-3704 (1139 amino acids)
Biological process (GO): protein phosphorylation
Cellular component (GO): plasma membrane
Molecular function (GO): ATP binding; protein kinase activity; protein binding
Source: RefSeq, a predicted model, not a curated record